Populus trichocarpa (black cottonwood) is the source of this 711-nucleotide messenger RNA. RefSeq lists its product as uncharacterized. Lineage: Eukaryota; Viridiplantae; Streptophyta; Magnoliopsida; Malpighiales; Salicaceae. Bases 85 to 537 code for a protein of 150 amino acids. The record is from RefSeq and is a predicted model, not a curated record. The transcript is spliced from 6 exons.
AUAAAAUAGUGAAAAAAAUAAAGAAGAAGAGCAGGAGAAAAGGAGAGGCAGGUUUUUCCAUCUUCCCUCUCGUGCUUGUCUCUCAUGGCGGCCUCUACAAACCCAUGGUUGUUGUUGUUGUUGGUAUUAUUAGCCCUAAAUUUUGCAAGAAUUGUAUCAGAGUCACUUAUUUUAGAUCAUCGGGGUUUAGAGGAUGAUGAGUUUGACCCAAUAGAAGAAUUAGAGCUUGAGGAAGAUUUCUGGGCGUCAGACAAUUCGAUUCCAAACAUAUCACCUGAUUGUGAGCGUCCAUGUCUUGUAAACGCAUGCAGCGAUGAGGAGUGGCAGGAAGGGCUCGCAAGAUUAAUUCAAGAGAUAGAGCGAGAAAGGUAUAGUUACGCUGUGGAAAUACUACAGACAGAAAAGAGAGAGCUCAAAAGAGCUCUUGCAACAAUGGAGUUGGCAUGCUUCGUGGUUACUGCGUUGUUGCCCUCAGUUGCUUUCUCUAUGCUGAAACUUUACUCGUCGAAUAUCUCCAGCAGAAAGACCAUGCUAUAGGGCUUUUAGCUGCAGGAGGUGCCCAUACCUAGCUAGGAGCGUCACGAAGGAAGAUGUUUAUUGCUAGAUUUAUUAAUUUACGAUUAAAACUAUGUAUAAGCAAUUCCUUAUCCAUAUUUUUCAGACUUCGUCAACCCCUUACCCCGAAGGGUUUAUAUUUGGUGAAUUUUUCAA